AUGAAAUGCAGCCACAAAAUGGGGAAAGACAUUGAAGAAUAUUUAAAGGCAUUGGCCAAGAUUGAAAUUGAAUAUAGCAAGAGCCUGAGUCGUCUUAACAAAAUGCUGAGAAAAAGACCUAGGUUGUGGAUGUCUUUUAUUUAUUUGGCAAUAUUUUUCAGGAAGAUCAGUCAAGCCUGGCAAGAAUUUAAACUACAAAUGGAACAUGUUGCUUCCAACCAUGAAGAGGUCAGCCAUAUCCUGAAUAAUCAAGUUGAAAGCCUAAGAUUAAUUAAUGACAAACAUGAGGAAAGACGAAAGAUGAAAGACUCAGUGAAAAAAUGUCAAACAGCAAAAUCCACAAUAUACACACGGACAUUGACUGCUGAAAAGAACUACAGUCAGAAAUGCAAGGAAAAAGAACAAUUAAAGAAGCAAUAUGAGUCGAUCAAAAUGACCACUGCAGCCAACAAAGAAAGUGAAAAGUUAUUUAACAAGUAUCAGAAAGCAAUUCAAACCACAGACCAAGCAGACUGUGCAUACAAGACAAGCAUUGAUCAACUUGAAGAGCAACGUAAACAAUGGGAAAAAGAAAUGACUAAUGCUUGCGUGACUUUUCAAAGAGAUGAAGAAGAGAGAAUACAUUUUGAACGUGAAUUGUUAUGGAUUGUGUGCAAUGCCAGAUCUCAGGCCUGUGUUGAUGAUGACAAGGCUUAUGAAAAUAUCCGCCAGCAGUUAGAGUUGUGUGACAUCCAGGAUGACAUCAGAGAUUUUAUCAACAAUAAUCGUACAGGCCACAUCAGACCAGCUCCGAUAUUGUACAAUGAAUCAAAAUGA
Acanthosepion pharaonis is the source of this 816-nucleotide messenger RNA. The record is from the annotation of a GenBank genome assembly. Lineage: Eukaryota; Metazoa; Mollusca; Cephalopoda; Sepiida; Sepiidae.